AUGUUACUAAAUACAAUCCGAGCUGCACGUCUAUAUGAUGAGAAUUCAGUCUUUUUAAAUUCUCUUGAAAAAGAGCUACAAGCGGCGCUGGAAGCGGACAGGAAAUAUCAGAGGGAAAACAAUGCCAAAUUUCGUGCUUUAAACCAAAAUGUCGCCAGCUAUGAAGAAUUCAGGGACAUAGUACUUGCAUCUCACUUAAAGCCCCUUGACAGAAAGGACAUCUCUGGUGCACCUCGAAAGCAGCCAUGGAAUCCCAUUGCUUUUGGCACAAAGCAUGAAAGUGCUUUAUCUGAGGAGGUCCAGCCGAAGUUAUCUGAGAACCAGCCAAGAAGUGCAUCAGAAUUCAUCCGUGACUGGCGCAGGUUUGCAGGAAGCUCAUUGGAAAAGUACAGUCUCCUCGUGGGUCUGGGAGGCAAGGCUCUGCAGGAAAUCUUCAGAACUGAGGUUGGCCUUGGUCUUCUCGGCGAGUUGCUUUUGAUUCUGUCACAGUGUCUUAAGUCAGGGGAUGAGGAAAUAGUGAUCGGAGUGCUAGACGGCCUUUCCAGAACUGGCCGUUUUGGCCUUAACCUGUCUCUUCUUAAUCAGGCAGAACAAAAAGCCUGUGAGGAGCUUUUCCACAAGCUACAAAUUGCAGCAGGUGAUUCUUCUGACACUUCAGUGGCUUGUGAGGCCAGUCUUACAGCAAAACUGAAAGCGUUAAUGGGAAAAUAUGGCGUCCAGAAAUAGGUUGUAUUGAAAUUCCAUUGUUUUUUUUUCCA
This is a messenger RNA of Sinocyclocheilus anshuiensis, 758 nucleotides long. Its product is annotated as coiled-coil domain-containing protein 103-like. The record is from RefSeq and is a predicted model, not a curated record. NCBI's taxonomy places the organism in Eukaryota, Metazoa, Chordata, Actinopteri, Cypriniformes, Cyprinidae. The coding region runs from base 1 to 726 and encodes 241 amino acids. Gene Ontology annotation, cellular component: outer dynein arm. Gene Ontology annotation, biological process: determination of left/right symmetry; inner dynein arm assembly; epithelial cilium movement involved in extracellular fluid movement. The transcript is spliced from 4 exons.